CCGUAUUCCAACCUACUUGCGACUGUCGGUGAGCAACCCUGCCUGACUGGUCUCACUCAGAGAGUGACCGCCUACAUACAGUUUCCAUUAGGUUGGGUCAAUGUCUAUCGCACGUGUUGGGUGUGUAAGCUACGGCCCAAAACCACACAGGCCCAAAUGGUUAUCUAGAUGGACGGAUGAUGAGGACGGUACAUCAGGCCGGCUGAUAAGUCGCGGGCGCGGUUUGACUCGGUGGUGGUGCAUGCGGAGAUUGUACUUAGUGGAAAGGCCCACCAUUACUAAGUACUAAGGCACAAAUUGUCAUCCACAUUCCGCCCCUUCGCUACCAGCUUGUCAAGAUCAUCUGCAAUUUCAGUCUGACUGUUUCAAAGAACAA
Aspergillus piperis CBS 112811 is the source of this 376-nucleotide messenger RNA. RefSeq lists its product as uncharacterized. Lineage: Eukaryota; Fungi; Ascomycota; Eurotiomycetes; Eurotiales; Aspergillaceae. The record is from RefSeq and is a predicted model, not a curated record. The transcript has a single exon. Bases 101 to 289 code for a protein of 62 amino acids.